This is a messenger RNA of Meloidogyne enterolobii, 2769 nucleotides long. The record is from the annotation of a GenBank genome assembly. Lineage: Eukaryota; Metazoa; Nematoda; Chromadorea; Rhabditida; Meloidogynidae.
CCGUCUAUAUCUUCCUCAAUUUCUGUUGACCAACAUGUACAAGAAUCUGACAAAAGUCAAUAUUAUGAAAAGCUUUGCAAUGAAUUCAAACAAGACGAAAUGCGUUUUAUUCGCGACCUUAGUAUGAUUGUUAAUGUUUUUAAACGUCGUUUGGAGGCAGGAAUAAUAGGAAGUUCCCCUUCUAAAGACAAUUAUAUUGCUGGAAUAUUUGGAAAUGUUCACGAAAUUUAUGAACUUACAAUAAAAAUACAUCGAACAAUCGAGGACGGAAUUGAUAUGGCAAGUCCCCCAUUGCUUGGAAUGGGACUUUGGGAAUUGGCAGAGGGGUGUGAAUUUGAUGUUUAUCUUCAAUUUAUGGAAGUUUUUAAAGAACCGCUUAAUAAGAAAAUUGAAAGAAUGAUGAAAGAGCCAACUUAUUUGGAGUAUUUUGAUAUUGAAGAUAGAAUUUAUAGUGGCACUCCAGGAGGGCAUACUUUCCGAAUGGCUGUCAAAUAUGUUUUGCCUUCUUUACUUUAUUCUGUAAUGGCACAUUUUAGAUGUUAUGGGGAAUAUGUUAAGCUAAUGAUGGGUGCAACAGAACAAGAAACUGAUCAAAAAGACCUUUACAAUACAGCAAUGUAUUUAAAUGUUGUUGGGAAACGAAUUCAAGAUCUUAAACUUCCAAUUGCGCCACACAUAAGCGAAAAAUAUUCUCGUGGCAUUCGGAGAGACAAUACUCGAUCUUUUCAUAUGAAUGUUAUCCAACAUAUACAACGAAGCAUUGAUAAUAUUCUCCGUACUCGAUCUAAUUGGACUGAAAGAUAUGUUUUUCUCUUUGACCACUUGCUGGUUAUAUGUAAAUCACUUAAAAACCAUAACACAAAAGGAAAUGUUACUGGAAGCCAAUAUUUAUCUUCAACAUCUGCCUCAUACAAAUUUAAAGAUAAAUUAUACAUUCGACGAUCAGAUAUAAUUGAUUUAGAAGACGAUGAUGAAGUAAAAAAUGCUUUUAAAAUAUGUACAACAGCAAAGGGGAGUAAUGACGAAUAUAUGAAUAUUGUUACUUUAUUUUGUCAAACACCGGAAGACAAAGAAGCUUGGAUGACUUCUUUGGUUGAAAUGCAGACUGCUGGCGUUUUACAUCGCAUGUUGGAAGCUUAUUUAAAAGAAGAAGAAAAACGUAUUCCACUUAUUGUACCUACUGUUUGUGAAUAUCGCUAUGCAGAGCCGGAUACAGAAGAGAAUAUAAUUUUUGAAGAUUAUACCCAUAAUAGUGGUAUUCCUGUUGUGCGUUCAGGCACCAUUUUGAAAUUAAUUGAACGUCUCACAUUUCCAAGAUAUACAGAUAAUGAAUUUGUCAAAACUUUUAUGAUAACAUAUCGAUCAUUCUGUUCUUCCUCCGAACUUUUUUCUUUGCUUAUUGAACGUUUUACAAUUCCAACCCCCCAUCCAUUUGCUUCACUAGAUCCACAUAUGAGUGUUGUAUUAGCUACACAACAUCAACAGAAUCGAACUUCGGGGGAUGUUGUCAGCACUUCUCCAGCUUAUCAAAGCCUUUCUCCGGCAGAAUUGGAGCAGGCAUUUCACCGUUUUCGACAAGAAUAUCAAAAACCAAUUCAACUCAAAGUUUUGAGUGUUUUAAAUCAUUGGGUCAGUAACCACUUUUAUGACUUCGAAAAUGACCCCGAUCUCCUACAAAAACUUGUUGACUUUCUUAACGGCAAAGAUACUACAAUUAAAUUGACAACAAAUCACAAAAAAUGGUGUACUAAAAUUCAAGAUGUAAUUAAAAGAAAACAACGUAAUUCAAGUUCUGCAGAUGGAACUUUACAAAAACCAAUAAACAAUGACAGUUUACAAGUUGCUGGAACUGGUGGUUUUGCUCCUAAUAUUCCAGAGCCCGUUUGGCACUUUGCAAAAGAAGGCGAUAUUGCUAAUUAUGAUAUGUUGACACUCCAUCCAUUAGAAAUUGCAAGACAAAUUACUUUGCUUCAUUUUAGUCUUUAUCGUGCUAUUAAACCUUUUGAAUUAGUGGAUGCUGCUUGGACAAAACAAGACAAAUACCAAAGAAGCCCUCAGCUCCUAAAAUUUAUUGACCACAGCACAAAUUUAACCUAUUGGGUCGCUAAAUCUAUAGUAGAAACUGAAUCUUUAGACGAGAGAGCCGAAAUGUUUUCACGCGUUCUUGAAAUUAUGUUUGUUUUUGAGGAAUUGAAUAAUUUUAAUGGAUUGAUUGCUUUUUUCUCGGCUCUUAAUUGUCAACCAGUAUAUCGUUUAGAAGAGAGCAAGUCGCGCCUUGAGAAGGAGAAAAAAUCUUGGUAUGAUCGUUUUGUUCAAUUAUGUGGUGAUGGACAUUUAAGUGAAUUAUUACAUCGUCUUCGGUCAAUAAAUCCGCCGUGUGUACCUUUUGCUGGCACUUAUUUGACUCAAAUUGUUCUUCGCUUGGAAAGUCUUAAACAACUAGAAAAUCGAGAUAACAAGGCAAACCAACAAAAACAACAAAAUGCCUCUCCAAAUACUGAUCAACAACCGAAAACUGAUGUCUCUACACCAGAAGCUGAAUCAGACAAAAACUCAUCCCCAAGAUUGCCCCAAAAAUCCAAACUCAAUGAACGCUUAAACGUCUCUCAAAGAAUUAUUUCCUUUGUUAAAUGUCGCAAAAUUGCUGCUAUAAUCCGUGAAAUUCAAAUGUAUCAAAACCAGCCUUAUCCACUCAAAAUGGAACCGACAAUUCGGGUGGGGUUUUUUUUAAUUAAAAUUUUUUUAAAGAAAUUUACUGAAAAAUUUUGA